This is a messenger RNA of Pisolithus orientalis, 756 nucleotides long. RefSeq lists its product as uncharacterized. The record is from RefSeq and is a predicted model, not a curated record. NCBI's taxonomy places the organism in Eukaryota, Fungi, Basidiomycota, Agaricomycetes, Boletales, Pisolithaceae. The coding region runs from base 1 to 756 and encodes 251 amino acids. The transcript has 4 exons.
AUGACCAUAGUGCACACAGAAGGAAUUUUCACUCAUGAGAUUUCUUGGUGCAAUUGCCCUGGGUCAGAUUCAAUCGACUGGCACCUUGAUUUACUCAGGGAAAGACUCUUUCCAGCCAGUAUAACAAAGCCCAAGACUGCUUUCACCUUUGAUGUUCUUAAUCACUUUCUCAUUGAUGCCCUGGAAUGCAAGACUUCAGCUAUGAGUUUCUAUCAGAAGCUGAAGAGGUUCACCAACAAUGCAUUUCCUGACUGUAUACCAGACAGGUACCGAGAGCUGAUGAGGGUUUCCAGACUGUGGAGGGAUUUGAAACAUAGGAAAUGGUUUGGCUUUGGUCAUGAUAAAGAACAAGAUCCUAGACAAGGAGAACUUGCACUCUUUUGUCCUGCCUGCCCACAACCAGGUAUUAAUUUACCUCCAGAUUGGAAAACCCGAUAUGACAGUGAUACCAUAAUGAGGCAAUAUGUCAUGGAUGGCAACUUCACUGCUCAGCAUAUGAAAAUGAACAAGCCUGAGUUGGAUGUGUCAUUAGCAGAUGGAACUGGUUACAUGGUUGCUGAAAAGCCCUACCAGGCCCAUCUUGAGCAGUCUUUGGAUAACAAGGAGAGAUCCACCUGCAGCAAUCACAGGGCAAUCAAUGCUGCUAAUAUUAACAAGUCCAAUCUCCAGUCCACUGGGAUUGGUGCCACAGCCUGUGCUUGGCAUGGUUGCUUUGUUCCCCAUUCUGUGGUGGACUUUCAGAAAGGGGAAAAGUGA